Huiozyma naganishii CBS 8797 is the source of this 3639-nucleotide messenger RNA. RefSeq names its product sterol 3-beta-glucosyltransferase (gene ATG26). Gene Ontology annotation, molecular function: UDP-glycosyltransferase activity; hexosyltransferase activity. Gene Ontology annotation, biological process: carbohydrate metabolic process. The transcript has a single exon. Lineage: Eukaryota; Fungi; Ascomycota; Saccharomycetes; Saccharomycetales; Saccharomycetaceae. Bases 1 to 3639 code for a protein of 1212 amino acids. The record is from RefSeq and is a predicted model, not a curated record.
AUGGAGAAGCGAAUAGUAGGUAAGUUGAAGGGGCUUCAGGAUAUCACUGCUAGAAUUGGCGGCGAGGUGGUCAGUGCGCCCCUCAAGGCUGCCGAUGCGACCGUUGGGGCAUCCGUGAGGACCUCAGUAAGUGCCGUCCGUGGGAACACCAAGGACGUCGUUAACUUGACGAAGUCCGGUGUACUGGAAGGCUCCGCAAGGGGGGAACAGACAGAUAUGGCCAAAUCGAAGUACAUGAUGAAGAACAUCGCCGGGCUGCUCACUACCGCUUCUGUGUAUGCCGGUAUGGAUGAGUCGCAGGACUCUGCGUCAGAAGUAAGCUCUGUUUCAAUGGGAAAUCCAGAGGACUCUCGUCGCCUACCGGGACCGCCCCUGGAAAAGAGGAAGCCGACUCUGUUCGAGCUAUCAGUGACGCCCACGGGGGAUACGCCGUCACAUACUGAGCAGUUUGCCCUUUCGGGGACUGUGCAGCUGUCAGAGGGAGAGAAAUGCGUGUAUCAGUCGACGGCAUGGCUACUCAAAGAGGUGCUUGUCCAGGGCCGACUGUUUGUCACGACAGCGCAACUAAUAUUCUACGCUACUUUGGCGAAAACAUCCACGAGCACAGUGUCCAUGACCGGUAAUCUGGGUAUGAAGUCGCGUCUGAAGGGCUCUACAAGGUAUUGGUGCAUCCUGCGGGGCCCCAUUUUCUCAAUGUACAGCUCCUCGACGGAUGUGUACUUCCCAAAUAUGACAGUUGAUCUGAGGAAUGUUGAGAAGAUUGAACUAGGCUCGAAGUUGGAUUCCGGUUACGUAUUUAAGAUUAUCAUGAGAGACAAGCGAACGUUCAAAUUUGUCGCCGAUUCAGAGUACUCGGCCAAGAAUUGGUUCAACGAAUUGAGAAGACAGCACUUCACCUCCAACAACCUAACGACCUCAGACGCAGAAAGUAGGUCGAUCACUUUGAAAGUGCCUCUGGCAAAUAUUCUAAAACUGGAUGAUGACAAACUCAUAAACCAGUUUGUGGCGCUGAAUCUAAGGGCUUUGGAGAGCAACGAAUCAUUUGCCGUCGACGAUAUUGUCUUCAUGUUUUUUGACAAUUCAGGGCCCAGGGCGAGACAGGCUAUACUAAACCAACUCAAACAGCUGGAAGAGGACGGAAUUGAGCUAGCAUACAACAAGCACAUAGAUGAAGAUUACGAUAAACCGGCUACCACACCUUUGUUGCACUCACCACCUUCUGAUCUAUCGACACAGAGUUUACCCCAAAAACGGACGGGAGCAAAAUCAAAGAGGAAACUAAGUUUGACUAGACUGAGAUCUAAAAGUGGCAGUUGGUUCCACAAAAUAGGUGAUUCAGAACGUCCAUUCCAAUUUCCGUCCAAAAUUGAGGAGAGUAUUGUCAUUGAAUCCCAUAGGUUUAUUGGUGAGUCUCCGGAAAUUAAGAACUCAUUGGUAUCACCAAUCUCUGUGAAUGAUACUAUUGACAGCCUACAGGAAGCUCUGAUAUUGACCGAGGAAACUGAUGAAAAUACUUCAAAGAAACGGGAUAAACUAACGAACAAGUUUAAAAAAGUCGGCGAAAUGUGGGCGGCUAAACCAAACCACUAUGCGAAUAAGUCAGUCAAAUUUCCAAGCAAGACUGGGGUUUGUUUAAUUGACGGUAACGAGUUAACAAGGGCUACUGAAAGCUUUCAAAAUCACUUCGAAUUGAGUGAAGAUCAGAGGUUGAUCAGUACUUAUUACGUCUAUCUGAACAGAAACGUCCCGACCUACGGUAAAUUGUACAUCGGCAAAGACACGCUAUGUUUUAAGUCAUCCAUCCCUGGGAUAAACACGAAGAUGAUAUUACCUAUAUGCGAUAUCGAAAGAUGUUACAAAGAGAUUGGGUUAAGGCUGGGUUAUUUCCUACUGGUACUUGUCAUUCGAAACAACAACGAGCUGACCUUUGAAUUUAGUACGAAAUUAUGCCGCGACGAUGCAGAGCAGAUAUUAUCUCAGUUGAUCAAUUUAGUGUCGCAACGUAACUUGCAUGGAAGUCCCACUCUCAACAGCAAUGGUGCUGACAACAACCAACAAAUGCUAACCAACAACUUCAUAGAGUCCAAUGCGGAAAGCGCUAAACUGAAGUUUUUUGAGGACAAGUUUGUUGGAAAAGGUUUGAACAUCCCUUUACUAAUAGAUGCCAAUUCCCAAUAUAAAGUCCAAAUUAAACCAGUGAAGAGCUACAACAUUGCGGCUUUGACCAUAGGCUCCAGAGGUGAUGUACAACCAUACAUUGCUCUAGGGAAAGGCUUGAUAAAAGAGGGACAUAAAUUUACAAUAAUAACACAUGGUGAAUUCCAAGAGUUUGUAGAGGGUCAUGGUAUUUCGUUUAUUCAAAUUGCAGGUAAUCCAGCUGAACUGAUGGCGCUGAUGGUAGAGCACGAAUCCAUGAAUAUAGGAUUGCUGAAGGAUGCCUCUUCAAAGUUUUCCGGCUGGAUUUCUAGUCUUUUGAAGUCUUCCUGGGACGCAUGUAAGGAUAGUAACUUUGAUAUAUUGAUCGAGUCACCUUCUGCAAUGGCAGGCAUUCAUAUAGCCGAGGCUCUACAAAUUGCUUAUUUCAGGGCGUUCACUAUGCCGUGGACGAGGACGAGGGCAUAUCCACACGCCUUCAUUGUACCUGAUCAAACCAGGGGUGGGAGCUACAAUUAUUUGACGCAUAUGUUGUUUGAGAAUGUCUUUUGGAAGGGGAUAAGCGGCCAGAUAAACGAAUGGAGAGUACAUUCUCUUGGACUGGAAAAAACAAGUUUGGAGCUAAUGCAGCAGAAUAAGGUACCCUUUCUUUACAAUGUUUCGCCCACGAUAUUUCCACCUUCCGUUGAUUUUAAUGAGUGGGUGAAAGUGACAGGAUAUUGGUUUCUAGACGAAAAUGAUACCUAUGUCCCGCCCAAACCAUUGACAGACUUUUUAAUAAAGGCGCGGACACUUGGAAAGAAAGUUGUGUAUAUAGGGUUUGGUUCGAUUGUAGUCUCAGAUGCCAAAGAGAUGACGAAGGCUUUGGUAGAGGCUGUCGUCAAGGCAGACGUUUAUUGUAUUUUGAACAAAGGAUGGUCGGAGAGAUUGAAUGACAAAUCAGCAAAGGAUGUGGAAGUAGAACUACCGGAUAGUAUUUACAAUGGAGGAAACAUUCCACAUGAUUGGUUAUUCCCUCAAGUGGAUGCAGCAGUUCAUCACGGUGGUUCAGGAACCACUGGUGCUACAUUGAGAGCAGGCUUACCAACCGUAAUCAAACCCUUUUUUGGUGACCAGUUCUUUUAUGCAAAUAGAAUAUCGGAUAUUGGUGUUGGGAUAUCGUUACGAAAACUCAAUGCUGAAACGCUAUUCAACGCUUUGAAGGAGGUUACUACAAACACCAAGCUGAGGGAAAAAGCCCAAAUAAUUGGAACUCAGAUCAAUAAAGAGGAUGGUGUGAUGACGGCUAUAAAUUGCAUUUACUCGGAGCUGGAAUAUGCCCGUAGUUUGAUAGUUGCAAAGCAAAGCAAAGAAACUAAAUUGGUGACGCAUGCAACCGGCACUUUUAAGAAAACUGCAGAAACUGGUACGAAAUCUGUUGCCGGUGCUAUACAAACCUUAUUACCUGAUGGCUCACAUACCGACGAAUCUUGGAUCGUUAUUUAG